CGACUGUGGAGGCAACAUGAUGGCGCGACAGCAACAUUGACCCCCUUCCCUCAGCUCCCUCCGCCUCCACCGCCCACCGCCCACCGCCCUUCUCUCUCCUCCUCCCUCCUCCCUCCUCUCGCAUCCACCGUCCGUCUCCUCCGUCUGCCGGCUUCCCUGCGCACCCAGGUACACAUGUAGACGCGCACGUGGCACCGACAUGUCGUGGGUCCUGAGGACGAACAGAGGCAUCUUGCUGGCCACAUUGGCUGCUAGCGCCCUCAUAUUGCUAUACUGGAGCAGGCAGGCACACUCCCACUCACGCUCAAUAUCCAUUCCAUACGCCGACAUCCCCUCCUCCGCUUCUUCCUCCUCAUGGCGAUUCGUGGCCGAGCGAGACCGCAACGACCACUCUCUCACGCUGGCCCAGUGCAACAGGGCCUUCCCCGACCUCUACCGCGAAAUUGAUCGUUCUCGCGCCUUUUGGGAGAACCGCUUGGGUCCGGGCGGGAAGCUCACUCAGGACAAUUGGGGCUUGAAAUGGAGCAACGAUGGGGGCCUGCGGGCCAUGAUCUGGGAGGGCAAGCUGUACGUGAUUGAAUCGCGGGGACUCAAUCACUUCUUGCACUGGAAAGAGAGAUCGCAUGCCACGCUGCAUGCAAUACAACGUGCCAUCAUUGGCGCGCGUGAGCCCGUUCCGAACAUUGAGUUCAGCAUCAAGAUCAACGAUAGGAUCGAUUUGACCGAGGAACACCCCAACACCACCGUGUGGAACUUCAACCGCGACAUUACCGACAAGGCCAUGGAGCAGGUCUGGCUCAUACCCGACUUCAACUUUUGGGCAUAUCCUCGCGUGGCGGGUGCGUAUGGAGAUUACCAGCGCCAAGCUAUCGACUUUUACGAUGAUUACAACAACAAGCUGCCCAAGCUGGUCUGGAGAGGCACCACCGAAUUCAACCCUGAGAUCCGGCAGAAGCUGAUCGAGCAGAGUGAGGGCAAAGCUUGGUCCGAUGUGCACAAAGUGGCAGAAGAUGUGCACGACGAAGAGGCCACGAAAUGGAGAAUCUCCAUGCCCGAUCACUGCAAGUACAAGUUUGCCGUGCAUACAGAGGGCACGUCGUGGUCGGGCCGACUGAAGUACUUGCUGAGCUGCCAUUCGACCAUCAUCAUUCAUCCCCUGACCUUCACUACUCACUUAUACCACUUGCUCGAAGCUUCUGGUCCCACGCAAAACUAUGUGCGCUGCGAAAAAGAUUGGUCCGAUCUGCCACAGACCAUGGACUCGCUGUUGACUGAUAACGCCAAGGCUAAGCGUAUCGCCGACAACGCUGCUGCCAAGUUUCGCGACCAAUAUUUCACGCCUGCAGCACAAACCUGCUACUUCCGUCAUCUGUUCAAGGUCUGGUCAGAAAUGACACCGACUCCAGAUCCCUAUUUGACUAAAGUCAACGCGGAUGGUACCACGGAAAGGGUCUGGCGUGGUAUGACCUAUGAGGAAUAUGUUUUCCACGACGCGGGCUAUAAUGAGCACGAGUAUGAUUGAAGAAAUCAUGUUUGGGAGAACUGCCAUGCGCUCGCCACCAUUAUUGGGGCAGAGACGCCAGGUUGCGAUACUGUAGACGGACGCGACCAUAUUGAAGGGGUAAGAACCAGCUCCAGGGAUUUGGCAACAUCUGCCUUCUACAUGAGCAUUGCCAUACCGAGACGUUCUGCCGACAUAGGAGUUGGCACUCGUCCAUAGAGAUAUGUCUUAUGCCAGUACUUGGAACUGGAAAGAUGUGAACACUAUAUAUAUGUUUAUGUAGCUGCUCCGAGGGAAGAAGCCUCCUUCGAGCCUCGCCACCAUACGCGCUCGAAGCGCAAUCGAUUAGAUACUACUACUUGACCUAGGUAUAAUGCAGGGGCACGUCUCCGAUUUC
Molecule: messenger RNA, 1898 nt
Organism: Sphaerulina musiva SO2202
Lineage: Eukaryota; Fungi; Ascomycota; Dothideomycetes; Mycosphaerellales; Mycosphaerellaceae
Exons: 2
Coding region: 200-1522 (440 amino acids)
Source: RefSeq, a predicted model, not a curated record